CCAGCAGCAGCAGCAGCAGCAGAGCACGGGGCAGCCAUUCCGCAAGCUGGGCAAAGACAGCUUCCCUUGUUCACAGGAGCUCGGCCACCAUCCGGGGGACCCUCAGGAGCCGCUGACACAGGGACCACCUGGCCCCCCCUGACUUGUACCUGGUGGAGUUGAGCUGUGACUUGCAUUGCCUUCUAUGUGAGGGAUCCACAUGCAGCAGUGAAGGAGGCUUCAGCCCUGGCUCUUCUUGUUCCCUGCAUCCCUGAGUCUUUUUCCUGCUACUGGACAUACAACUAGCCUGGAGUUUCCUUGAUGUGUGCAGUGCAAUGGAUGUGAGAUUUUACCCACCACCAGCACAGGCUGCUGCAGCCCCUGACACCCCCUGCUUGGGAACAUCUCAGUGUCUGGACCCCUACUAUUGCAACAAGUUUGACGGUGAUAACAUGUACAUGAGCAUGUCAGAGCCAAACCAGGACUACGUGCCAGCAAGCCAGACCUAUCCUGGACACAGUCUAGAGAAUGAAGACUUUAAUAUCCCGCCUAUUACACCCCCUUCAAUGCCAGAGCACAUGCUUGUACCUCUGUCAGAAGCAGAGUCAGGAUACUCCUCCCUUUGUCAUCCCAUGAACCAGAAUCGUCUACUUCAGUUUCAUCCACAAAAUCUGGAUUUGCCAGCGAUUACAGUAUCAAACAUGCUGAGCCAAGAUGGGUCUUUAAUCUCGAAUUCCCUUUCGGUGAUGCAGGAUUUGCAGAAUUCAGAAAGGAAUCAGUAUUCUUCUCACGCACAAAUGGCAGCUAUGAGACCAAGAGUCCAGCCUCAAGAUAUUCGGCAGGCGGCAAUGAUGCAGCAUGGUCAGCUGACUACAAUUAACCAGUCACAGCUCAGCGGUCAACUUGGUUUAAAUAUUGGGGGAAACACUGUUGCACAUAACUCCCCAUCCCCACCUGGAAGCAAAUCUGCCACACCUUCACCAUCUAGUUCAGUCCAUGAAGAUGAAGUAGAAGAUACAGCAAAGAUCAGUAGCGCUGAAAAACGGCCAGCCCCAGAUGUAGGAAAGAAGCCAAAAACACCAAAAAAGAAGAAAAAGAAGGACCCAAAUGAGCCCCAGAAGCCAGUGUCAGCGUACGCACUAUUCUUCCGGGACACACAAGCAGCCAUCAAAGGCCAAAACCCAAAUGCCACCUUUGGAGAAGUAUCCAAAAUAGUAGCCUCAAUGUGGGAUGGACUCGGAGAGGAGCAGAAACAGGUGUAUAAGAAGAAAACUGAAGCUGCCAAAAAGGAAUAUCUAAAGCAACUGGCUGCCUACCGAGCAAGUCUCGUAUCCAAGAGUUACAAUGACCCCAUUGAUGUAAAGACGUCUCAACCUUCUCAAAUGAUGAAUUCAAAGCCUCCGGUUUUCCAUGGACCCACACAGCAACACUCCACAUUGUAUCUCAACUCCCCAUAUCACCAACAGUCAACAAUGAAUCCACAUUUAUCUGCCAUGCAUCCCGGUUUAAACAGAAACAUAGCUCCCAAACCCACCAACCAAAUGCCAGUGACUGUUUCUCUAGCAAGCAUGGCUGUAUCUCCACCUCCAUCUCUUCAGAUUAGUCCACCUCUUCACCAGCACAUGCAUAUGCAGCAACACCAGUCGAUGUCCAUGCAGCAGUCCAUUGGAAACCAGCUACAGAUGCAAAGCCAAUCAGCUUUGCAUUCACCAGCAAUGCAGCAGGGAUUUACUCUUCAGUCAGAAUAUCAGAAUCUUAUCAGCCCAACAUCUACAGCAGCCCAGGUUGUUACUCAAGCAAUGGAGUAUGUCCGUUCAGGUUGUAGGAAUCCUCCAGGACAGGCCAUAGAAUGGAACAAUGACUACUGCAGUAAUGGGAACAUGCAAAGAGACAAAGCACUGUACCUAACCUGAAAGUAUGAACCAGGCAGAGAAAUUUCUUUUAGAAGAGGAAUGCAGGGACAACCCCUUGUCAAGGAUCGCAACCCGUGACCAUGACAAUUCUGCAGUUCAUUAGAAAAUACAAGUUGCUAAGCACUUAGGACAUUUACGUUUGUGGAAUAUCCACUCUGGGAAAAUAGUCUUGCUUCUUCUUCUCCAACUCCUUUAAGUAACGUUCCCCCUUCUUUACCGAAAAAGAGGAUUACUAAAGAAAAUUGGACCAUUCAUAUUUUAUAUUGGUUUUGCUGUGAAGUGCUGCACUAGUAAAGCUGCCUUAGCAACUGUAGUCAUCUCAGAUUAAAGCGUCCUGGAGUUCCCAUUGGUUUUCAUAAAGGUUGUUUAUAUAAAUCUACUAAAGACUUUCAUAAUGGCUUGAUGUAGCACUCAUAGCAAUGAUGUAAAUAGCAUGAGUGUCCAUUCUCCUAGAGUAUAAAAUGUGGAUGUUGUGUAGCUAAAUUGCAAUUGAAAUCUGGCACAUUCCAGGUGGCAAACUUUGAAAAAACGGUUAUGAUUGGCAGACAUUCAUAUUUUUUGCUUAUUUUUUAAUGCCUAAUAUGUCUAUAUUUUCAACAAAAAAAAAAUAUUUCGGAGAAAAAUGCUCUACUGAGAAAUUGGCUAAUUGUGCUCUGGGCUAUACAGAAAUCCGACAUGUUUAUUUUGUACCGCAUUAAAAUGGCUUUUUGUAUCACUUCUUGUGUAACUGUUAGUAAAUGUCAUUAUGUCCCUCUAUGUAUAAAACCUGCCAAAUGCUUAUGUUAUUUUACUAGAUGCAGAGACAGAUUGGAAACCGCUAAAUUGUAACCUUGAUACCUGGCUAUGUGUUAUAUCGUUUCUCCAUACUGUGUCUGUAUUUAAUCUUUUUUAUUUUAUUUUUGUUUUAUUUUAAUUUUUUAUUAAAUGGAGCCUGUUGCGCCUAUUUAUGAAAUAAUAAAUCUAUGUGUUUGUAAGUAAUUUUCUUAGCUUUUUAAAUAUGUUUCUUUGAUGUUUUCACAUUUUUUGCUGGAAAAAAAAUAUAUUGUUUCACAGUUCAUGUGAAUCCAUUUCCUUUCUACUGUGACAUUCAA
This is a messenger RNA of Bufo bufo (common toad), 2983 nucleotides long. RefSeq names its product thymocyte selection associated high mobility group box (gene TOX). The record is from RefSeq and is a predicted model, not a curated record. NCBI's taxonomy places the organism in Eukaryota, Metazoa, Chordata, Amphibia, Anura, Bufonidae. The coding region runs from base 315 to 1892 and encodes 525 amino acids. The transcript is spliced from 9 exons. Gene Ontology annotation, molecular function: chromatin DNA binding. Gene Ontology annotation, cellular component: nucleus. Gene Ontology annotation, biological process: leukocyte differentiation; regulation of transcription by RNA polymerase II.